UCGCGAGAACGUUUCUCUGCUCGUUCAUAAAUCGCGCCGUCAGGUGCGUGUGGCUUUUUCGCAGCUCGCGGAUUAAUGAUCCGGUAAAGCUGGGGGCUCCGCUUUAGCACGGAAACCGUACCGCUGUCAGAAAUAUCCAUUUCUUUAGGCGAACAUGGAGACGCUGGACGCUGAACAGAAUGCAGUGAAGAGGUUGCUGGACCUCCCCCUGGUCAGCUCCACUUGUUACUUGGUGUCUGUCGUGUACUGCAACAUGAAGGAAAGUCACCCUCGCGUCAAGCCGUUCUGUGAGGUGGCAGAGACUGGCGUGAAGACCAUCGCCUCUGUGGCUGCUACCGGCGCCGCGCCCAUCAUUGUCAAGUUUCAACCUCAAAUUGCUGGCGCAAACCAGCUGAUGUGUAAAUACCUGGAUAAGACUGAGGAGGCUUUCCCGGUCCUCCAGCAGCACUUGGCCCAGGUGGUGUCCAGGCCUGACAGUGUCCUGACCACAGCCAAAAAUGCGAGGGCAGUGAUUGUGCACAUGGCUAAGGACGCAGUGAUGGUAGUUAAGGACAAGGCUGGUGUGGUGUUGCGGGAGGCUAUGGUAAUGACCAAGUCCGCGCUGGAUGGCGGCUUCGGCGCUGUGCUGGGCAGCCGUGCAGCCCAGCUCCUGAACACCGCCAUGAAGACGUCCCCGACAGUCCACGGGACGGCGGCAGCCCAGUGCCCCACUACGGCAGAGGAUUCUGCCCCAGUUACCCCGGAAGGCAUACUAAGACAAUGGAAGCCAAACUGGAAUGGCUAUUGGUUUGCAGAAGUUUUCCUUAGUGUCCAACUUGGACAGAAACCAGAAUUAAUGGCAAGCUUGAGGGAAGUCCCUGACUCUGCCUGCAAAAAGCCUGGCUAUCGUGCCUGUCUGCCCUUGAUCUCCACCAAGGUGUGCCACAGGGCUGAUCGUACCACUGAUGGGGAGCAGGAUGUUAAGAUGGAAUUGCAUGCCGUGGUCACCUCCAGUGGGCUCACCAACCAGCUGCAAACCCUGUGCCUGACCGUUGUCUCCAGUCUACAAGGCUUCCAGCAGAAUGUUCAGAUACAGGUUCUGGCUGUGGCCGUGUCUGCCUCUGAGGUCUGCAACAGCUUAUGGAAGGCCUAUGUCCGUGGAGAAUUCUCUGACCAGACCGAACAACCCCAAAGGGCCAUUGGACAAGGUGCUUCAGUACUAGGCUUUCAUCUGUAUGAUGGACAGACAAGAAGGUUGAAAUGAUCUAAGGGCUGGAAACUUACCCUUUGCACUGUGAAAUGCACCUUUUAAUGUGCAGGUGGAGGGUGCAAUCCUGUGGGUGUUCACCUCUAGCUUAGUUUUCUUCUUCAAUGGUUGAAAUGCAAAACAUUUUGGCAAUGGUAUCUGUCACGCAUUUAGAAUAAUUACUGGAAUCUGUACUCCGAAAUAAAUGAAAAGCAGUUUGACAUU
Paramormyrops kingsleyae is the source of this 1450-nucleotide messenger RNA. RefSeq names its product perilipin-2-like. Gene Ontology annotation, biological process: lipid storage; positive regulation of triglyceride storage. Gene Ontology annotation, cellular component: cytosol; lipid droplet. The record is from RefSeq and is a predicted model, not a curated record. NCBI's taxonomy places the organism in Eukaryota, Metazoa, Chordata, Actinopteri, Osteoglossiformes, Mormyridae.